Pistacia vera is the source of this 1112-nucleotide messenger RNA. Its product is annotated as derlin-1-like. The transcript is spliced from 7 exons. The record is from RefSeq and is a predicted model, not a curated record. Gene Ontology annotation, molecular function: ubiquitin-specific protease binding; misfolded protein binding. Gene Ontology annotation, biological process: endoplasmic reticulum unfolded protein response. Bases 84 to 848 code for a protein of 254 amino acids. Gene Ontology annotation, cellular component: endoplasmic reticulum membrane; Hrd1p ubiquitin ligase ERAD-L complex. Lineage: Eukaryota; Viridiplantae; Streptophyta; Magnoliopsida; Sapindales; Anacardiaceae.
CCCGUGUAAGAUCUGUUACACCUUCUUACACAGAGAACCAACCAACUUUGAAGAUUUUAUGAAUCAGGUUUCACUUCGUUAACAUGUCGUCUCCUGCAGAAUUCUACAAUUCUCUUCCUCCUAUCAGCAAAGCUUUUGGGACCAUAUGUGUGGUGGCCACUGCAGCUUUCCAUUUGGGAUUGUACAGUCCCUGGAGUAUAGCGUUGUUUUAUGGACCUGUUUUCUCCAAGUUUCAGGUGUGGAGGCUUAUUACGAAUUUCUUUUUCCUCGGAAAAUUUUCCAUCAAUUUUGGAAUUCGUCUUCUAAUGAUAGCCAGAUAUGGUGUCCAGCUUGAAAAAGGUCCAUUUGAGAGGCGGACAGCAGAUUUCCUGUGGAUGAUGAUUUUUGGUGCCAUAACAUUACUGGUGUUAUCAGCCAUUCCGAUGUUAUGGACUCCUUUUUUGGGGGUUUCAUUGGUGUCCAUGCUUAUAUAUGUAUGGAGCAGAGAGUUUCCUAAUUCCCAAAUUAGUAUAUAUGGGCUUGUCACGCUCAAGGCAUUUUAUUUUCCAUGGGCCAUGCUUGCUAUUGAUGUUAUAUUUGGUUCACCGUUACUACCAAACUUUCUUGGAAUCAUAGCAGGGCAUCUAUAUUACUUCUUGACGGUGCUACAUCCUCUUGCUGGUGGAAGAAAUAUAUUAAAGACUCCAAUAUGGGUGCAUAAACUUGUUGGCCUUUGGAGAGUGGGAUAUCCAACAAAUACCCCUGUCCAGACAGCAAGUGGUACUGGUGUGGCUUUUAGAGGGAGGAGUUAUCGGCUAAAUUCAUCCUCUGGUAGACCAUUUUCCAUCAGAAACUUGUGGUCAUCUUGAUUUCUGAAGAAUCUAUACUACUGUUAACAACCUUCGUUGAUAUGCUUUCAGUCGUGAUGCUAAUUAAGAAAAGUCCAAUAGUGGAAACUAGAAAGAGUAUUGAACAGAUUUUUUUUUUUUUUUUUUUAUUUGUUUGACAAUUCUUUGGCUGUUUGUAGCAUAUUUGUCAUCUGAAUUGCAGCUUGAAGAACCAAAAGGAAUACGGUAAUCUGAAUAAUGUUAUAUGAUCUUUCUCAUUGAAUGUGAUAUUUGCUGUUAGGAAUA